CGGAAGUAAUGUUCCAUUUCACUCCCACUUGACUCGGCGGGAUUUUAAUGUAAACUAAAACCGUGCCGAAUCUUAGCCAGAGGCUAUCUCAGUGGAACAGAACCUUCGCUGUUUUCUUUGGGCCGUAGUUUGCGAAGAUGACAGAACUGAGGCACCGUGGAGCCACAGACACCGAGGCGACGUUACAAAACCAGCCGUCCGAGGACAAGGGUUCAGACAGUGAGCUGAGAUCAGAGAAAGAUGGCGCAACAGACAGCGACCCCAAAGUGGACAAAAUGGACUCGGGUGUCCCUGAGGUGCCAGUGCCGCCUGAUGACACACCAGAGGUGUUAAAUAAAGCCUUGUCCGGACUCUCCUCAAGAUGGAAGAACUGGUGGGUCCGAGGGAUCCUUACACUUGCCAUGAUUUCCUUCUUCUUCAUCAUCAUCUACCUAGGCCCCAUGGUGCUUAUGAUGAUUGUCCUGUGUGUUCAGAUCAAAUGCUUCCUCGAAAUCAUCACCAUUGGUUACAGCGUUUACCACUCGUAUCAUCUGCCAUGGUUCAGGACAUUGAGUUGGUACUUCCUGCUCUGCGUUAAUUACUUCUUCUACGGUGAGACCGUCACAGAUUACUUCUUCACACUGGUGCAAAGGGAAGAGCCACUUCGUAUCCUCAGCAAAUACCACCGCUUUAUCUCCUUUGCCCUCUACCUCACCGGUUUCUGCAUGUUUGUACUGAGUUUGGUGAAGAAGCACUACCGCCUUCAGUUCUACAUGUUUGGGUGGACUCACGUGACUCUGCUGAUUGUGGUGACACAGUCUCACCUCAUUAUUCACAACCUGUUUGAAGGGAUGAUCUGGUUUAUUGUGCCAAUUUCCUGUGUGAUCUGUAAUGAUAUUAUGGCCUACAUGUUUGGUUUCUUCUUUGGACGUACCCCUCUCAUUAAGCUGUCGCCAAAGAAGACGUGGGAGGGAUUCAUUGGUGGAUUCUUCGCUACCAUUUUGUUUGGCAUCAUGCUCUCUUACGUGAUGGCAGGCUACCGCUACUUCGUAUGUCCAGUCGAGUUCAACAACGAUUCCAACAGUUUCCAGGUGGACUGUGAGCCGCCUGAACUUUUCCAGCUUCAGGACUACACCCUUCCCAGCAUUCUAGAGUCUGUCACUGGAUGGACCACAGUUCGCCUCUAUCCAUUCCAGAUCCACAGCAUCGCUCUGUCCACAUUUGCAUCCAUUGUUGGACCCUUUGGUGGCUUUUUUGCCAGCGGCUUUAAGAGGGCCUUUAAGAUAAAGGAUUUUGCCAACACUAUUCCAGGACACGGUGGCAUAAUGGACCGAUUCGACUGCCAGUACCUCAUGGCCACAUUUGUAAAUGUCUACAUUGCUAGUUUCAUCAGGGGUCCGAACCCAAGCAAGGUGAUCCAGCAGCUCCUGGCCCUUCGCGCCGACCAGCAGCUCUUCAUCUUCAAUUCUCUGAAGGCUCACCUAACAGAGAGAGGCUUGCUGCCUGCGUUGGAGGAGGCGGCCGCCUAGAGUGGUCCACGGCCAGAGUCGGCGCGUUGUGAAGGGAGGCGUCUGGAGACUCUGUGCGUACCUGCUGUGAGAGACUCGCCGCGCUUUUCUGUCAGCAUAAAAAGGAAAAUCAACACAAGGUCACCCUCGGGUCAUUCCAUUUAAUUUAGGUAUGAGUUAUGUGUUGUUCCACGCUAUCUGUGAAUUCCGUUACACAAAUAUUUCUAGGUUCAAUUACUGUACACCUUUCCAUCCAAGCCUUUCAGUCUAUUCCCACUGUGUGUUGAACAAUGUUGGUCUGUUCUACUUUUACACUUGUACACAAUAUUCUCUAUUUACCUUAACUGUGUGUUGAUAUUUUAUUGUGCAUCAUUUUUUUUUUUUUAAUGCA
Molecule: messenger RNA, 1878 nt
Organism: Hippocampus comes (tiger tail seahorse)
Lineage: Eukaryota; Metazoa; Chordata; Actinopteri; Syngnathiformes; Syngnathidae
Gene: cds2
Product: CDP-diacylglycerol synthase (phosphatidate cytidylyltransferase) 2
Exons: 13
Coding region: 138-1508 (456 amino acids)
Cellular component (GO): endoplasmic reticulum membrane
Molecular function (GO): phosphatidate cytidylyltransferase activity
Source: RefSeq, a predicted model, not a curated record